This is a messenger RNA of Monosiga brevicollis MX1, 1236 nucleotides long. RefSeq lists its product as uncharacterized. Lineage: Eukaryota; Choanoflagellata; Craspedida; Salpingoecidae. The record is from RefSeq and is a predicted model, not a curated record. The transcript has a single exon. Bases 1 to 1236 code for a protein of 411 amino acids. Gene Ontology annotation, molecular function: oxidoreductase activity.
AUGACCUUGCGAGCCGAGUUGAACUACUCCCAGGGACCUGCCAACGAACGGCCAUACAUUCAUACGUAUGAGCGACCUCCGGAGCUGGCGGCUGCUUCAACCCGACCUCUGAAAACGAACUUGGAGCAGGUGCCUGUCGAGGUGACCGUCCAUGAUGGUCGUGUGGCCGACCCGCCGUGCGCCAUGGAGACGCAUGGGUUUACGCUCAUCCAGGAUGCACAAACUAGCUUGAGUCGUGAUGAAUUUUACGACGGCAACAAGGUGCGCAAGGUGUAUUAUCCCGAAAUAGAGGCCAUGUUGUGUGAACAGCUCGGCUGUGGUCACGCGCGCGUGCUGCACCACGCCGUACGAAAUGAGGAGCUGGAGCCAAACCGCAGCGAUGUCAAAGGCUAUGGUCUCGCGGUUCACACAGAUGCCAAUAGCAAUGCGUCCCAAGACUUGUUUCGCCAGUUUGCUCCUUUGCUCGACACCCAGUACCACACUGGUCGCUUUCUCUUUCUCAAUGUUUGGCGCCCCAUCGGUGACGAGCCUGUCUCCAACAACCACCUCGCCAUGUGCGAUCAGCGCUCCCUCGUGUCUCCGGACGACUUUGUUGUCUGUGACUUUUGCCUCCCGGGGACCUCUGUUGAGGUGUACCGCCCACCGCCCACCAACGCGUCCCGCCACACGUGGUACUGCUUCCCGCGCAUGACACGCAACGAAGCCAUACUCUUCAAGCAGUGGGACUCCGACCCUACGCAACUGGCGCGCAUUUGCUAUCAUACCGCGUUCCGGGAUCCCAAAGCUGCGUCCUCGGCUCCUGUUCGUGAAUCAAUCGAAGUGCGCUGCAUCUGCUUCUUUCCCGAUCACGAGCCCAACACCUGUCCACCGCUUCCUAAGGACCCCGAUCCCAUCGCAGCCGCCGCCACUCUGGUGGAACAAGCCGUGAAUAUGUUGUCGGCGUGGCCCGCUGCUGCCCAGACCUGGAUCCGCGUCAGCUUAUGGCUUGGGCCUUGGGGCGUGCGCAGCGUCGCCCGGAUCCUAGCUCAAGAUGGGCAAGGACGUUUUGGCUUUGCUAAGCUCACCCCGUCUGAGAAGGGCCUCCUGGCUGAUCGACUGGUUGAGCGGGGGCUUGCCCACAAACUACAGAAAGGCUUGCCCCCCAUCAAUCCCUGGCCCACGUUGAAAAUGGUCAUGGCUAUCUUUUUGGGGGCUGUGCCUGCCUACUGGUGGGGCCACGCCACAGCACCGGCCUAA